AUGGCGUACGAUCUCUUUAAGAUGCGGGGCCGGGCUCACCAUGCAAAAGAGAUUCUCCAUUGCUUAAAGAACAAGUAUUUCAAGGAACUGGAGGACCUGGAGGUGGACGGUCAGAAAGUUGAAGUUCCCCAGCCCCUGAGUUGGUAUCCAGAAGAACUGGCCUGGCACACAAACUUAAGUCGAAAAAUCUUGAGAAAGUCUCCACAGUUGGAAAAGUUUCACCAGUUCCUGGUUAGCGAAACUGAAUCUGGAAAUAUCAGUCGUCAAGAAGCCGUUAGCAUGAUUCCACCGCUGUUACUUAAUGCUCACCCUCACCAUAAGAUCUUAGAUAUGUGUGCAGCGCCCGGAUCAAAGACCACACAGCUCAUUGAGAUGUUACACGCCGACAUGAACGUCCCUUUCCCAGAGGGGUUUGUCAUUGCGAAUGAUGUGGACAACAAGCGUUGCUAUCUGCUCGUGCAUCAGGCCAAAAGGCUGAGCAGCCCCUGCAUCAUGGUGGUGAACCACGACGCGUCCAGCAUACCUCGGCUCACGAUAGAUGUGAACGGGAAGAAAGAGAUUCUCUUCUAUGAUCGCAUUCUGUGUGAUGUCCCUUGCAGUGGGGAUGGCACUAUGAGAAAAAACAUUGAUGUUUGGAAAAAGUGGACGACCUUGAACAGCUUGCAGCUGCACGGCUUACAGCUGCGGAUCGCCACGCGCGGUGCUGAGCAGCUGGUGGAGGGCGGUCGCAUGGUGUACUCCACGUGCUCGCUGAACCCCAUCGAAGACGAGGCGGUCAUAGCGUCUUUGCUGGAGAAAAGUGAAGGUGCCUUGGAGCUCGCUGACGUGUCUUCCGAGCUGCCGGGACUGAAAUGGAUGCCUGGAAUCACACAGUGGAAGGUGAUGACAAAAGAUGGACAGUGGUUUUCAGAGUGGGAGGCUGUUCCUCACGGCAGACACACCCAGAUCCGGCCCACCAUGUUCCCACCAAAGGACCCGGAGCGGUUACAGGCGAUGCAUCUGGAGCGGUGUGGUGAGAAAGUGCGCGUGGCCCACGGCCGCGGCGCUGUGCAGGUGCAGGGCCUGUCGUGUGACACGCUGCAGGGCGAGCCCAGAGAGCCUGUGCGGUCGGGCCCCACGGACCCCGCCGAGCUGGAGAGUAAACCGGUCGGUGGAAUUGACGACACAGAGAUCACGGAAAGAGCUGAGAACGUAGAGAACAACGGAAGUAAGAAAGACGGAGUGUGUGGCCCUCCUCCAUCCAAGAAGAUGAAGUUGUUUGGGUUUAAAGAAGACCCGUUCGUGUUUAUUCCUGAAGACGACCCGUUAUUUCCACCGAUCCAGAAAUUUUACGCAUUGGAUCCUUCGUUCCCAAAGAUGAAUUUGUUGACUCGAACCACAGAAGGGAAGAAAAGGCAACUCUACAUGGUCUCCAAGGAGCUGAGGAACGUCCUGCUGAAUAACAGCGAGAGGGUGAAGGUUAUAAACACUGGGAUAAAAGUCUGGUGUCGGAAUAACAGUGGCGAAGAGUUUGAUUGUGCUUUUCGGUUAGCGCAGGAGGGAAUAUACACGUUGUAUCCAUUUAUUAAUUCAAGAAUUAUCACUGUGUCGAUGGAAGAUGUUAAAAUUCUGUUAACCCAGGAAAACCCAUUUUUUAGAAAACUUAGCAGUGAGACCUACAGCCAAGCCAAGGACUUGGCCAAGGGGAGCAUCGUCCUGAAGUACGAGCCGGACCCCACGAAACCGGACACCCUCCAGUGUCCCAUCGUGUUAUGUGGAUGGCGGGGAAAGGCCUCCAUUCGGACUUUCGUGCCCAAGAACGAACGGCUUCAUUAUCUCAGGAUGAUGGGGCUGGAGGUGCUGGCGGAGAAGAAGAAGGAAGGGACCGUCCUGGCGCCUGAGAGCGCGGGCGGCUCGGGGCCGCCGGAGGCCGAGGAGGCGGGGGCCGAACACGGCGUGGAGCCGGCCGCCAGUGCCAGCGUGGAUGCGGCCCCGGGCCCCGACCCGGCCGAGGGCACCCUGCCCCGGUGA
Messenger RNA from Puma concolor (puma), 2010 nucleotides. NCBI's taxonomy places the organism in Eukaryota, Metazoa, Chordata, Mammalia, Carnivora, Felidae. The record is from RefSeq and is a predicted model, not a curated record.